Messenger RNA from Talaromyces marneffei, 5211 nucleotides. RefSeq lists its product as uncharacterized. NCBI's taxonomy places the organism in Eukaryota, Fungi, Ascomycota, Eurotiomycetes, Eurotiales, Trichocomaceae. The record is from RefSeq and is a predicted model, not a curated record. Gene Ontology annotation, biological process: telomere maintenance. The transcript has 3 exons. Bases 1 to 5211 code for a protein of 1736 amino acids. Gene Ontology annotation, cellular component: nucleus.
AUGGUGGAGGUUCUAGGCGCCUAUCCGGCUCGUCCGCCGACUCCCCCAAAGGCAUCACAUAGUUUCGCAUUACGAGAUGCAGGAAUCGUCUCCAACCGACCGAAUAUGCUCAAUACGCCAGGGGAAUCCCCAUCUUCGACGGCCGAGUCCGCGAUACUGAGGUCGAACAACAAGAAAGUCAACUUCUCGCCGAUCACGAGCUACAUUAAACCUCCGACUUUCUCCAGCCGCGCAUCGAUGUCGAGCAACGAAGUACGACCCAUUCCUCCCUCGAACGAAUGCAAGCCGGCCAAGUCAAUCCUCAAGACAACAACUGCGGAUAUGGUCCCUAUAGAAGAAAGCCAGCCGCAGUCUUUCGGCGUGCUUUUGGAGUCAACCACACAACAGUUAGCUGGAGAAUCUCUUAGUUCGAGGGUAGACGCCUACAUGCAGCUGUUGGGUGCUUUGAAGGCAUAUGACAAUAUUUCCGAGCAGGAAGACAUGUCCUCGAAAGUAGGGAUUCUGUUGCAGUUUGUACAGCGUGACAUCAGCCGUGACUUGGGCAAAGGAGAUGUCGUCGAAACCAAUCUGGUGACUAAUGCGUUGAAGCUGGGAAUAUACAUCAUUUGGAGCCAGCAAUUGGCGUCUCAAAUACCCGACGAUUUUAAGAUCUUCAUCAUCGAUCAUGCAUUGAGCGUUCUGCAAGAAGGCAAAUUUUCCAAGGCCAUUCUCAACCAUUAUGUUCACAUCCUCUAUACCCAGAAUUUCUCCGCUAAGGUAAUGACCAAUUCGCGGAUUACACGGGUGCUAGCUGUGUUGAACGAUAUCACUGAUCGUGUGAAUGGAAAUGGUAUUAUCUCACAACGGUUGGGGGUUUAUACCAGAUUACUUGGCCAGUCAAAGACUGUCAUGGCUUCGCAAGCAUCAUUAUGGGUCGAACACCUCAUCUCCGGUCUGCUUCACCCCGUCAAAGACACGCGAUCGAAAGCGUUAGUUCUCGGUAAUCAAACUGCCUUGGUAUUGGGGCCCAACAUAGUCAUUUCGAAGACCAUCCUGGACAUCUUCAACAAAGAAAUCUCUGAAGGUAGGAAACUUGUUUCAGAAAUAUGUGAUCGGAUGAGCCGUAUGAUGUCUCCUUCGGAUAGUGGAGUGCAUGUGCCACAAAUUUGGAGCAUUAUCGUCUUGCUCUUGAGAAGCAAGCGGUUCAACAUCGAGCAUUGGGAGUACUUCAAGGAAUGGGUUCUUGUUUUACAAAGAUGCUUCAAUUGCAGCGAGUCUGCAAUCAAGUCACAGGCUAUCAUUGGAUGGAACAAGUUUGUCUACAUGGUCACUUGUAACGAAUCCACUAGCCGGAGCAUGCUUAAGAUGCUUACAAGGCCCAUUCUUUCCAAUUCUGAACGCAAGCGCAGUGACAAGGCUGGUACAAGCGCCAACCCUUUAUUUCUUUCCAGUUACUACAACCUUCUGUACUAUUCUUUCCGUCCAAACAACCCAUUUGAUCACAUCGAUUUUAUCUGGGAAGAGUACAUUGCCCAGCCGUUUGCCAAUGUUUUCUCCAGCAGUCCACAGCUGAAUGAUGCGGCCUGUAAAGCUUUAGCAUCUCUCUUAUGGGCGUCACAAUCAAAGAUCUGGACCGAAAAUAAGAUCCACGAGGUGCCCAGAAUCGAAGUCGACUUCAUACUCCCAAUCGAUUGCAGGUGGGUCAGAUCACGUAUAGUGUCGGUAAUUGCAGUCUUUGAAGUUUUGCUGGGCUCAGCGAAUUGGACGAAUAUUCAGAUGAUCUGGACCCAUAUGUGCAAGGCACUUGCGGACGCCUCCAGCAAAGAGAUCAAACCAUCAUCCGAACUGAUGCACGCAAUAGCCACCAUACUCGGAUUCUUUCAACGACUUCGACAAACAUCUCCUUCCUCGCUAAAUACCGAUAAGGGCGAUAUCUUUAUAGAACGCUUCACAUAUCUGGCAGCAACGCUUGUCUCGACUAUCGGACCUUCUCCAUUUACUGAAACUCUGCUCUUGAAAACUUCUCAGGAAACCUUCCAAACUGCAAAUACACCAACGCAUCGCCGUUCACGGACAGACCGCAACUCCGACACACCCUUUAUGCACAUAUUACGUAUGAUAAGCUCCUAUGGCGAUUCAUUCGAGCCGACCGAAUCACACCUGAGCCUGAUUGACGGUCUUCUUGACGCCGCAUCGAAAGGCCGGCAGUCGAGAGGAUCUCGGCUUGACUUCUUGGAGAGAUGCACGGAACCGAGCUUGAAUGAGAACGGAGCAAAUGAGAAGGCUUCCAAGCUAGACUCAUACAUCUGGGAUGCGGCGGCCAGGUUUUCAGUUAACUGCUUGGGUUCGUUGCCAAUGGAAACCUUAAGAGAACGAGAUGGUACGAUUGCACGAGAUUACAUGAAUGUAUCGAACGUUCUCCUACACGGGUUGCAGUUCACAACUUCGCCCACAACAUGGAAUUCGCUGCUCGAAUCCUACAUACGGAUAGUCCGAAUAGAGAAAGGCGAGCGUGGAAUCUCCACUCUAGUCAUUGAGCCCAUUGCUCAAAAACUCAUACAAUUGGAUCUUGUUCGACCAUACCUUCCACUCAAAGCUCUCAUCAACCAAGCGCUAUCGCUUGCAUAUUAUCAACAAACCAAAUAUCCGGCAACGCCAAGUAGCUCCAACCAAGCGUCUUCAUUUUUCUUCCCUGAGAAACUUUUGACCCUUAUUCGAAAAGUCCUUGCAGAUUCGUAUAACCAUUUCAAUUCUUCUGACAGUGUGCCGUUCGCGGAGGUAAUUGAGUCUUUGACAUCCCUUCUGGGAAGUGGUACCUUGCAAUUUCGCUACAUGCUUUUGGAGUAUCUCCAAAGUCCACUAGCAUUGUGGUUACGGGACUCUGCUCGCUAUCUUACAUCUGAAAAUGGUGCAGAUAGCAGAUUACUUACUGCAUAUCGAACGCUGUCGUUGGCAGUUGCAAACGCCUUGCAGAUUGCUGUUCCGCAUAACACUACGUCGCUGCAUGCCUUUGAAGCAGUCGUUUCUGCUGGCUUGGAAUCUGUGCAUAAAUCAACCGCGAAUCGUUUCAUUGAAAUGUGGAACUCCACUUUUGGGCUUCAAGAUUUAACAAAUUAUCCUCCAGGUGUUCAAACUGGUCUUCAGAAACUUAAGCCUUUGGUCAAGUUGCAGCUACCAUGCCCUCUACCUCGUCAAGCUGAGUCACAGGAAAUCGCGAUGCCAGACUUUGUCGAGUCUCAAGAUACAGCGAGUAGUGCACCAUUGACAAAUUAUUUCGGCAGAGUCUUACGACAGAUGGAUAACCAAAAGGCACGACCAACCACGUUCAGCUCCUCACCCAUUAUUCAAUCGACAGAAUGGGGCCAGUCUCAUGUGUUGCCAAAACCAAAGGUCGAUAGCACACCUCGAAGGCGGCUUCGCCAUGAUAAUUCCCAGAUACAAUAUGUCACCGUGGAUCCCUCGCCACGGUCCUCAAACCUGGAGAGCCAGCUUCUUACUGAACGCCAACAUGAAGUAAAAGAAAGGCAACGUGGAACCACUUCUAUGUUCCUAGAUGGCCUGGGGUCAUCAUCACCCGCUGCUCCUGGUCUGACCGAUGAAAAAGGCGUCUUAUCCCCAGUGCAAUUACCGAAGAUACGUGACACUGUACGCGAAUUGAAAGCUCCAUCGACUCCGACUCUGGCAGCUCAUUUGCAUGAUAAUGACGACGACUUUCCAGGGUCGUCUCCGACUCCUGCAACAAGAGAUCAGGGACAUCUUGCACCACAAGUCACCCCUGCUUUGACCAUUGAAACUCUCGACAAUAUACAAUCAGAUCCACCUUCUUCUCCCCCCGAAAUCUCAUCUCAUUUACCUAGAAGCCACACCCGACAAGAUUCGUCCCUACAAAAGUCUACUUCCAAGAAAUCCAACAGUAGGCCUAGCCCGAAAAAGCACAACCGAAGACGACGUAGCUCCAGGAUCUCGGACCACAAAGCAACGGAGGAAUCGCCCAUUGGGACUAAGUCAAGCGCGGUAGAAUCAAACAUACCGGGGAGGAACGAUGUUGAAGUACAAGAUAAACCUACCGUACCCAGUGAAGUGAUGGAUGAGAUACCCGACACAUAUGCGGAUGAGUUUGAGCAACAACUUGCAUCACAGCUGGAGCAGGACCUGGAGUUGGCGGUCGAUUCGAAAGAUCAAGAUGAUCUUGAAUCCAAUCAAUCGUCAGACGUGAACUUACCACGUGGACCUAUUACUAGGAAACGAAAGCUCAAUGCCGAGAUUGGGGAAGCUUCAACACCAGACUGCAUAAAGCGACGCUCUGUCAGGAAGGAUAAGACUCCUCGCCUGGAAAAUGCACUCGAGAGUUCAUUUGAAUUGGAAACUGUUACCUCAAAGCCAUCUACACCGCAACCAUCGGUUGCGAGACGGGGUCUUUCUACUCCACAAUCAUCUCCACUCAAGAACCAGAUCAGUGUAGAUGACUUGUCUGAUAAGGCUACCAAUUCAGGAUCAAAUAGGAGGAGUGGACGCCUUAAUUCUGCUGCUGAUAGAGAGAUUGCAUCGUCCCCUAUCAAGUCCAAAAGAUCUAGACAACGAAAGCGCAGGUCCUUGCGACUUAGUGGAGUUCCAGCUCUCUCGCCGCCAAAAUCGGAUAGAACAUCGAAGGCUCAGAAGCGGAAGCAGUCUGGUUCUAACAAUCAGAAUACAGACGAGGCGGUAACUUCCGAGACUGGUCCUGAAGACAGUCUUCUAAUGCAAGACAUUAGCAUGCUAGACAGUGGGCCUGCAACUACUAGCUACGAAGGCGACCCGACAAAGGAGAUACCCGCAGCUGCGGAACCAUACUAUGUGCAGAACGAUACAUUGGCUGAAAGUGUAGUGGAUGCGGAAACUUCGACCUCGGUUGAACAGCAGAUCAUAGAGCAGAUUGAGAAGCGCGUCGAAGAGCAGGCUCCCGAAACCGAUACUGUGAUGGAAGAAAGUUCUCCUGAGAUAAAUGUUGUUGGCCCAUCACCAGCUGCUGAAAUCAACGAGGCUCCCCAUUACAUCUCUCAGGGUGUCCAGACAGACGAUGUCAUGGUUAUUGAACCCGCUCAAACCGGCAGCAGUAUCCUCGGAUCUCUCCGCAAAGUCCUUACUGGCAUCCAGAACGUUACUUUUGGGAGGAAUAUUCUGCGGGAGAUCGAUGAUGUGAUGUUUGAUAUCCGAGUAGAAGCGCAUGAGGUCGUGCGAAGAAAUCAGGUUUAG